CUCGAGUCAACUGAUAAAAAUCAGUAAGAAACAAGCGCCAACAUGCCCUAAACGUAGCCGUUCUUCUAAAUAUUGGCCUACUCAGCUCGGCGGGGAGCCUGAUGUGUGAGGCAAAGCUGUAUGACCCAACGUGCGGUUAGUCAAGUCAAGAAUGAGGAAAAGCAAAGUUGCGAAGUGAGCGAAUCCACACGGAACGCACACGACUCAAGUCAAGUCAGCUCCGCUGCUCUCCAGCCAUGGGAACUUAUCGGGACAGUCUAGUGAUACUGUUCCUCCUUCUGUCCUCAGCGUCAAACGUUAUCGGUUCCAACAUCUGCACGUCUCGAGGAGUCACCACUUGUCAGCAGUGCUUGGCUGUUCACCCGAGCUGUGCUUGGUGCUCUCAGGAGGAGUUUGGGAAGGGGGGAUCCAGCGUGUCCCGCUGUGACCUGAAGGAGAAUCUGCUGAAUGGAGGCUGCAGUAAUGCGGCUGUUGAGUUUCCAUCCAGCACCCUGACCAUUGAAGAGGACGCGCCGCUCAGCGAUAAGGCCUCUGGGACUGCUGACGAUGUCACUCAGAUAAAGCCUCAGAAACUCCGUAUGACACUCAGACGAGGUGAUGCCAAGCAGUUCACUGUGUCGGUGAAACAGGUGGAGGAUUACCCAGUGGACCUUUACUAUCUGAUGGAUCUUUCCUUCUCAAUGAAGGAUGACUUGGCUCGCCUUCGCACCUUGGGUAAUGAGCUCGCUGUGACUAUGGGCCGCACCACGAGCAAACUACGCAUGGGGUUUGGAGCUUUUGUGGACAAGACCACUUUGCCUUACAUGUACACCUAUCCUCCAGAGGCAGUGAAGAACCCUUGCUAUGGAAUUAGUCAGACAUGCCAGGCUCAGUUCGGGUUCAAGCAUGUGCUGUCGCUGACGGAGAAGGUAGCUCGCUUCACUGAGGAGGUGGAGAAACAGCAGGUGUCUAGAAACAGAGAUGCACCAGAGGGUGGAUUCGAUGCUAUCAUGCAGGCUGUGGUGUGCAAGGACAAGAUCGGCUGGCGUCCAGAUGCCUCACACCUUUUGGUGUUCACCACCGACGCCAAAACUCACAUCGCUCUGGAUGGGCGUAUAGCUGGAAUUGUCCAACCCAAUGACGGAAAAUGUCACCUUGAUAAUGACAACAUUUACAGCAAAACCACUGUCCUGGACUAUCCCUCUUUGGCCCUCAUGACAGAGAAAAUGUCUGAAAACAACAUAAACUUAGUUUUUGCCGUCACCAACUAUGUGGUGCCGCUCUACAAGGAGUACAGUCAGCUUAUUCCAGGCACAACUGUGGGAACGCUGUCCGAUGACUCUGGGAAUGUUAUUCAGCUCAUUGAGGAAGCUUAUGCGAAAAUUCGCUCAAAAGUGGAGUUGGAUCUAGUGGGAGUCCCAGAGGAGUUGAAACUUUCCUUCAAUGCAACCUGCCUAAAUGGAGAGGUCACCCCUGGAUUUAAGUCCUGCUCUGGCCUCAAAAUUGGAGACACAGUGUCAUUCAGCGUGGAGGCUCAGUUGCGUGCCUGCCCCAAAGAGAAAAGCCGCACUUUUACGAUCAAACCUCUGGGCUUCAAGGAUGCGCUAGAGGUCACGGUGGAUUUUGCCUGUAGCUGUGACUGCGAGGCAAACGCUGAAGCCAACAGCUCGCUCUGUAGCAACAGCAACGGGACCUACGAGUGCGGCGUGUGUCAGUGUCACCAGGGUCGUCUGGGCCCGCGAUGUGAGUGUUCAGUGGACGACUACAGUCCAUCUGAUGAUGACAACUGCAUCCCGAAGCCUGGGAGCCCGAUCUGCAACGGGAGAGGCAACUGUUUGUGUGGACAGUGCUCCUGCCAUGCAAAUGAGUUCGGUCAGGUGUGGGGCAAAUACUGCGAGUGUGACGACUUCAACUGCUUGCGCUUCAAAGGGAAGCUGUGUUCUGAUCAUGGGAAGUGUAACUGUGGAUUCUGCCAGUGUGAUGCUGGCUGGGAAGGAGAAAACUGUAACUGCUCCACGCGCACAGACACGUGCAUGUCCAGCAUCGGCCUGCUGUGCAGUGGACGAGGUAACUGCGAGUGUGGGGCUUGUCAGUGCACUCAGCCUGGUGCCUACGGAGCUACCUGUGAGAAAUGUCCCACCUGUCCAGACUCCUGCACUAUAAAAAAGCAGUGCGUUGAGUGUCAGCAUUUCAAGAGAGGACAGUACAUCGCAGACAACAGCUGCAGCAGAAUCUGCAAAGAUGAAAUUAAAGUUGUGGAUGAACUGGUUUUGAGUUAUACAAAUGGAGUGAAUUGCUCCUACAAGGAUGAGAAUGACUGCGUGGUGCACUUUCAGUAUUAUGAAGAUGAAAGUGGCAAAUCCAUUCUGGUUGUGGUAAAAGAGCCAGAGUGUCCUCAGGGUCCAGACAUCUUGGUGGUUCUCUUGGCAGUGGCCGGUGCCAUUUUGCUUCUGGGCCUUGUUGGCCUGCUCAUCUGGAAGCUGCUGGUCACCAUUCACGACCGCAGAGAGUUUGCCAAGUUUGAGGAGGAGAGAGCCAAAGCCAGAUGGGACACGGCUAACAACCCUUUGUAUAAAGGAGCCACCUCCACCUUCACCAACAUAGCAUACAGAGGCAAAUAACAACUAAACGCAUUGAGGAGAAACUCAGGGGCCAAUGGCAGAGAUGGAAUGUAGGAGCAGAGAAACCGACGAGAAGAUCGUUUACACUGUCAUGUGAGCAGCUACUGUAGCUGAAAAAUACAAAUACAACAAGAUGUAAUAAAUGUACAUACUGUAAAAAUAACUGAAACUCUUAAUGUAAGUCUCACACACAGUUGGCUGCUAUUAAGCUUUCUUUUAGACAAUGUCAUGUUUAUUCUCAGUACUGUGCAGUACAUGCGGUCAGAAAGGAGCUCAUUAACAUUACCAACUACUGCAUUUUACAGUAUGCAGAACUAAAAAUGUUCAAAUUUGUGGUCUUUUCAGGAUGCUCUUCUACCAUUACAGUAUGGGUUGAUUAACAGCUUAUUACUUUUUAGUUUUCCUCAUGUUUGAAAAUACAAAUAGGGAUCACCAUGACCUAACAGUAAUAAUGAACAGAUAUUUUUAGGUCCUCUUCAGUGUCUUCCACCAUGUUUGAUGUAUUGUUUUCACCAAAAAAAAAAAAGUUUGUUUUUUAAAGUUGUUGUCAUUUGCUCUUUCAAAGUGCAGCGCAGUCCUGUUUUCAUUCAAGUUAAAAAGGCAGUUUACAACAAAUCAAAGCAAAGUAUCAGUACACAUAAAAUGUGUACUAUAGAAUUUUAAUAAAUUAUUAAAGCAUGCUUGAAGGGUUUCCAUGUGCAUUACCAAUUCCCUUUUUUUUAUAUCACAUAUUUGUAGUAAUGAUUUUGACACAAAUGCAGUGCUCUGUGGGGUUAACUGUAAAUCAACUACAUCCUCUAGGAUGAUUUGCAAUGGUAGACUUGACUUGUUUUUCCUCAUGCAUCAUCGCCUGUUGUGUUCUUUUUUAUUUUUCAUUCCAUUUGUUAAGUUGCAUGAAAAAAAUUGCAAUCUGUUCUGCCAUUGCUGAAUUGUAUAUUGUUUGAUUUAUUUAAAUUUUCGACUGACUCUGCACUGUGAUGCACUGACAUGCUGUGGUGUAUUUGUGUAUACAAGCAAAUUUUAUCGCAUCUCUAAUGAUACUGGCUAUAACUUGCCCCAUACUUGGUAAUGACAAACAAACGCUCUCUUGCUCUUUUGUGACCUGUAAAUUCUUAUUUUGGUUGUACAGCCCUGAUCAUCUCUCACGAAAUGCAUCUUUCUGUAUUUACCCUGUGCAGCGAUGGUUGGGAUUAAAAGGUCCAGUGUGUAGGAUUUAAAGGUUUUAGGUAAAAAAAAAUGGCAUAUGAUAUUCAUAAUUACAUUUUCAUGAGUGUAUAAUCACCUAAAUAAUUGUUAGAUUAGAAUGAGCCUUUCAUGUCUUCAGAGAGAGAGUGGGUCCUCUCCCCAGAGCCUGACAUGUUACACUGCCAUGUUUCUACAAUAGCCCAGAACAGACAAACCAAAUACUUGCCUUUUGCAUGUUUCACAUUUUUAGCAGCCACUGUAGGAGAGGGUGAGACGAGGGGUGUGCAGUUGGUUGAAAACUGUAACCACACCACUCAGUACGAUUAUAUCCUAUGCAAUGGGCCUUUAAAUUAUGGAUGAACAUUACAAUAAAUUUCACUCAUGCCCUGUGUGA
Molecule: messenger RNA, 4179 nt
Organism: Scatophagus argus
Lineage: Eukaryota; Metazoa; Chordata; Actinopteri; Scatophagidae
Gene: itgb3a
Product: integrin beta 3a
Exons: 15
Coding region: 237-2600 (787 amino acids)
Biological process (GO): integrin-mediated signaling pathway; cell adhesion mediated by integrin; cell migration
Cellular component (GO): focal adhesion; cell surface; integrin complex
Molecular function (GO): fibronectin binding; integrin binding; fibrinogen binding
Source: RefSeq, a predicted model, not a curated record